CAACGUCAAUUGCAAAGGCAAAGCAUCGAAGCAAACCCUGUUCCUCUAUUUCGCGCCUCCAGACUUCCUUCCGUAGCCGCACAAAGUCUCUAGCCAACCAUUGUCCGGCUCCGCCAUUGCCCCCUCUUCGCACAGAGAGACAUCGACUGCGCAAUAUCGUCUCCCAUAGCUCUAUUCUUCGAAGCUUCUUUUCAGUGAAACUUUGUUACCAGUAUAAAAAUGUCGUCUCUGAGGAAUGCUAUCCCAAGAAGAGCUCACAAGGAACGUGCUCAGCCAGACUCAAGAAAAAAAUUUGGGCUUCUUGAAAAACAUAAGGAUUAUGUUAAGCGUGCAAGAGCCUAUCAUCAAAAGGAGCAGACUUUACAGAAACUCAAGGAAAAGGCGGCAUUUAGGAAUCCCGAUGAAUUUUACUUCAAGAUGAUUAACACAAAAACCGCUGAUGGAGUACACAUGCCGAAGGGCCAAGCAAACAAGUACUCAAAAGAAGAACUCAUGUUGAUGAAAACGCAAGACAUGGGAUAUAUCUUGCAGAAACUUCAAGCUGAGAGAAAGAAAAUUGAAAAGCUAACUGCGUCAUUGCAUGUUACUGGCAAUCAAUCAUCAAGCAAACAUGUGUACUAUGCCGAAGACAGGGAGGAAGCAAAACAAAUAAAGUUAGAGAUUUCGGAAAAAAAGAAAAAAACAAUUGCUGAAGACUUGCCCAGUGAUAUUAAAAGGAAGAUGGAUGCUUCUUAUAAAGAGCUCGAGGACAGAAAGAGUAGAGUGAAAGAAUUAGAGAAUAUAUACGGGAAUAUGGCUUCGCAAAAAGAAUUACAGAAAAAGGGCAAGAAACGCAAAGCUUCGGGAAGAUGAAAUUGUUAAUCCAUCCUCCAGACCCGUGUAUAAGUGGUGAAAAGAAGGAAAACGAUGAAGAGGUCAGAUAUAUUCGUUUAGAAGUUGACGUAAGAAUAUAUACACAUUUGAUCAAUACCUUAGAUAUUAGAUUUGCUUGUAGAAGCGCGUAAUAACUUAGAAGUACGGUAAUUUUACAUUGAGUUGAUUUUUAACGUUCUCCUUGGUAGAUAGUUGUCCAAAUUUUUAUUUGAUGGUGUUGGACGAACUGUUCUCUUUAAUGUUACCAAUUUUUAACCUA
This is a messenger RNA of Olea europaea var. sylvestris, 1132 nucleotides long. RefSeq names its product probable U3 small nucleolar RNA-associated protein 11. Bases 220 to 852 code for a protein of 210 amino acids. The transcript is spliced from 9 exons. Gene Ontology annotation, cellular component: nucleolus; small-subunit processome. The record is from RefSeq and is a predicted model, not a curated record. Gene Ontology annotation, biological process: rRNA processing. Lineage: Eukaryota; Viridiplantae; Streptophyta; Magnoliopsida; Lamiales; Oleaceae.